AUGGCUUGUGUAGCUGUAGCUUCUCUUCUGAGAACAAUAGAGCUUGAGUUCAUGCAAUAUAAGCCUCGUCCACUUGUACUGCACCAUGAUCUCAUCUCUCACAACAAAGGCUUAAUCAAAUAUUUCCACCAAAAGCUUGGAUUUCUCAUAAAUGAGCUCGAUGAGGAAAGAAUCAAUCUGGAUGGUGUUGAAGCAGUUAAAGACUUGGAAAUGAAGCUGAGGGAUUUAGCAUUCAGAGUGGAAGAUGAAAUCGAAAUCCUAGUAGCACACCUUUAUGAUGAUGAGGAAGAUGCGGAGAAGACGACUCAGCCUUGUGUGAAACUUGGCCAAGUUUUUCAAACUGCAAUGGAAGAAAUUGAAGCCAUCAAGGAAGAGUUGGUGAAAAUCAAGGCAGAAGGAAGAAAGACAGCCCAUGAUGUUAUACGAAGGUCAGAAGUUCUUUCCUCCCAGCACGCUUCACACUCCAAGGAACAAAUGGUCGGAAAAGAAGACGAGUUUAGGACAAUCAAGAAGCUGCUAACUGAACAUGGAUCUAAGGAAAAAAAAGUUGUAUCAAUUAUAGGUAUGGGAGGAAUCGGUAAGACAACUUUGGCCAGACAAGUUUAUGAAGAUCCAUCAGUUUCUAUGCACUUUGACGUGAGAGCCUGGGUUGUCGCAUCACAGCUUCACAACAAGAGGCAAAUGCUCGUAGGUCUUCUUAAUUCAAUUUCCAAACAAGGCAACCUAGAAAACUCCACUGAUGAGGAUCUUGCUUUAAAACUCUACCAAUGUUUAAAGCGUCAAAGGUACAUGGUUGUGGUUGAUGAUGUGUGGAGUGGUGAGGCAUGGGAUGAUGUUAAAAAUUGCUUUCCUGGUGAUGGAAAUGGGAGUCGAGUAUUGUUAACUACUCGCCUCGCAGAGGUGGCAAAUUAUAUUAGCUCCAAGAAUGACUUUUCUCAUCAUAUGCAAUUAUUGGAUCAAACUGAUAGUUGGAAUUUAUUUUGUGAAAAGGCAGGUAAAUCUCGUGGUGCUGAAUUUGAGAUAAUCGGGAAGCCAAUUGUUAAAAAAUGCAAAGGGUUGCCUUUAGCGAUAAUUGUGGUUGCCGGAUUGUUCUCCAAACUCAACACACUAAAUGAUUGGGAGAAUAUUGCAAAAGCUCUAGAUUCUUCUACAACAACUGUUGCGGCAACAUGUUCAAAAAUACUCUCACUAAGCUACAAUCACUUGCCUCACCACUUAAAGGCAUGCUUUUUAUAUUUAGGGGUUUUUCCAGAAGAUAAUGAGAUCAAUGCUAAUGAACUUUCAAGGUUAUGGUCUGCGGAAGGACUUGUAAAGGCAUCCGAGAAUGAAAACUUUGAUGUAGUGGCUGAAAGGUACAUACAAGAACUUAUGGAUCGAAACUUAAUUUGUGUGAGCAAGUGGAGUUGUUGUGGAAGAAAAAUUAAAGUGUUUGGGGUGCAUGAUUUAUUGCAUGCCUUUUGCGUGGAAAAGGCUCAAAAGGAGAACCUUCUACAUGUUGUUCGAGAAAAUGGUUCAGAGUUUCCUGAAAGAUGCUUCCGUUGGGUAAGCAUACAAUCAUCAAAUUUUGAUGUGUCUACACUAUGUUAUUCAUCAAGAAGCUGUCGGUCCAUCUUCUGUUUUUCAGAACGCAUAAGCUUAAAUUUGGAACAAUUCAAGCUAUUAAGAGUAUUCUUCUUUAGGCGCUUUCUGAUACACUAUAAUAUUAUUAUAGUGGAUCUCGUCCAUUUAAGAUACUUACCUCCACCGUUUCAUCAUAUAAAUAUUGUGGAACUGUUCAAGGCUUGGAAUCUUCAAACACUAUAUAUUUGUGCAGAUCAUAGGAACUAUUUGGAGUUUCCACAACUGCAAUAUUUUCGUUGUUUAUUAUCUAUUAUGGGACAUCCUCCCAAAUUUGUUCAUCAAAACUUGCAGAGUCUUUCUUGGUUGAGGGGUAAGCAUUGCACAAAAGAAUUCUUUUCACAUGUUCCGAACGUAAAGAAGAUACAGAUUGACGGUGGAGUAAGAGAGUGCAAUGAUUGCAUCGAGAACCUUGUCAGUUUACAGCAGCUGGAGAGACUGAGUAUUUGUGCUAGUGAAUUCAAUAAUACAAGUCCAAAGAUGAUCCAGAUUAACAGCCAUAUUGUUCUCUUGAAAAGCCUUAAGCGGUUAAAAUUUGAAAACAAUCAUUUUGAGUGGAAUGGAAUUAAUGUUCUUUGCAAGUUGCCUAGGUUGGAGGUGCUCAAGUUAAGUGAUGCCUGUGUAGGCAAACUGUGGGAGCUAUCAGAGGAUGACAAAUUCGGCCAGUUAAUUGUUUUGGAAAUUGGCUUAACUUAUCUCAAUGAUUGGAAAGCCACCGGUCAUCAUUUCCCAAAACUCCAGCACCUCUCCCUUUUUCGGUGCAAGAACUUGAAAGAGAUCCCUAGCUGGUUUGUAGAAAUUGACGGAUUGAAAUCAAUCCAAUUAGCGCGUUGUCGUCCUUCUGUGGUUGCUUCAGCCGAGAAAAUCAAGGAAGAACAACUUGAUUAUGGUAAUAGUGUGGAUGUGAUUGUGGCAGAGCAACAUGGCUAGCUACUAGCUUUCUGGUUUCUAUGAAGCUUAGUUUGAUGGAUGAAAUUGAGUUGUGCUAGAGGAGUAGAAGAAGGAAAGCUUGAGAAAAGAAGACUAAAGAAAAAUGGAUAUGCAUGUCUAUCUAUCUAUCAUUGUGAACUCCCUCUGUGUUUCUAGUUUAAUCAGUUGCAUGCUUAGCUCUCUCAAAGUUGUCUGUCUAAAA
Ipomoea nil (Japanese morning glory) is the source of this 2749-nucleotide messenger RNA. Its product is annotated as putative late blight resistance protein homolog R1B-17. The record is from RefSeq and is a predicted model, not a curated record. The coding region runs from base 1 to 2547 and encodes 848 amino acids. Gene Ontology annotation, molecular function: ADP binding. Lineage: Eukaryota; Viridiplantae; Streptophyta; Magnoliopsida; Solanales; Convolvulaceae. Gene Ontology annotation, biological process: defense response to other organism. The transcript is spliced from 2 exons.